GUUAUAUCUGUUGUAAGAAAGGAUGCUAUAAUCCCAAAGUCAACUUAAUCAAUUGUGGAAAAUGUGGCAUUGUUUGCAAAGCUCCAACUUCCGAAUGUUGUAAUGGUAAAUGCGUAGAUCCCCAAACUUUCCAAACUGACAAAAAUAACUGCGGAAAAUGUGGAACCAAAUGCAAUGCUCCAACUUCCGAAUGUUGUAAUGGUAAAUGCGUAGAUCCCCAAACUUUCCAAACUGACAAAAAUAACUGCGGAAAAUGUGGAACCAAAUGCCCUAUCGGUGCAACCUCCUGUCAAGCUGGA
Messenger RNA from Racocetra persica, 299 nucleotides. The record is from the annotation of a GenBank genome assembly. Lineage: Eukaryota; Fungi; Glomeromycota; Glomeromycetes; Diversisporales; Gigasporaceae.